UUCUUCUUCUUCUUCUUCUUCUUCUUCUUCUUCUUCUUCUUCUUCUUCUCCAUUUCCAUGUCCAUCUUCAAUUUCUCCCCUUCUUUUUUUCCCUACUUCCCUCCUCCACCUACUCCCCGUCGUCGUCGUUCUUCUCAGUUUCUGGCCACAACUCAUUCUUCUCCAAACCCCAUCACCGGACCCCUCGCUGUUCUUUGGCUCAAACAUGACCUUAGAAUCCACGAUCAUCCUGCGCUCCAUGCCGCCUCCUCCCACUUCCCCUCUCUUAUCCCUCUUUACAUCUUCGAUUCUCGCAUUCUUUCACGGUUUUCUGAUGAAAUGCUUGAGAUUCUUCUUCUUGCAUUGGAAUCCCUCAGGUAUUCUCUCAGGGAUCGGGGUUUGGAUUUGUUAAUCAAGUUUGGAGAUGCGGAAUCUGUACUUCGUGAGCUUGUUGUUCAGGUUAAAGCUACCCAUGUUUUUGUUGAGGAAGAAGUUGAGUAUGAAUUGUGUUUGUUGAUGGACGAUGUAUCUCAGACCUUGUCCACUUUGAUUCGGAGUCCUGAUCUAACAAUUUGGAGGACGCCAUUUUAUGAUAUAAAGAGCGUUGAGGCUAUACCUGAAUCAUACGAUGAGUUUAAGAAGCUUCAACUUCCUGUAACUUGUCCACUCUCUUCUCCAACAUUACCCUGCUUGGAGAUGGAAUUGGACUGGGGUACCAUGCCCACAUUUGAUGCCUUGAAGGAAUUUAUGAAUAGUACUCGAUUGAACGAACCAAGUGAUGAAUGGGAUUCAAUCAAGAAUACAACAGCUGAAGCUAUGGUUCGGGCGAAAUUCUCUAAGAGAGGAAGCAAUGAAAACAAUCCCAGUUCGAGAGAAUUCAGGACAGAGAGAAUGGGGAAUUCAAUUUUUUCUACACAAAGAGGAAAGAACUUCAUGAUGGGAGGUACAGAAGGUGUGUUGAAUGCCUUAGCUGCAUACAUAAGAUACAACGAGGGAACGUCUCGAGAUGAUUGGCAAGUAUUACAUGAAAUGGUACGCAACUCUGAAAGUCGAGAUGGAGCCUCCUUUAUCAAACUCUUUGGUCCUGCCAUUCAUCUGGGAAUAGUUUCUAAAAGGAAAGUGCAUUAUGAAGCCGUCAAGUAUGAAAAGGAAAGAAAUGCUGGGUUCCUAUCUCCUUUUGGGUACUCUGCACGCACUGUUGCUGCAGCAGUUGAUGCUGUUCUCUCCUCAGAGUGGUAUUGGCUUAUGGGUCUGAAGAGCAAAGGAAGACGAUUGGGAAGUCAUUCUUAUCGGAAUUGGAGAUGGAAUGGCUUUCUUGUUCAGUACACAGUUGUUGGAUGUGACGGCCCUGCCAUUCUUUUGGUCCAUGGUUUUGGUGCUUUUUUGGAACAUUACCGAGACAAUAUACAUGGCAUUGCUGAAGGUGGAAAGCAAGUUUGGGCUGUAACGAUGUUGGGAUUUGGGAGGUCAGAAAAGCCAAACAUAGUGUAUAGUGAACAAAUGUGGGCUGAAUUUCUUAGAGAUUUUAUUGUUGAAGUCGUGGGUAGACCAGUACAUCUUGUUGGAAAUUCAAUUGGUGGUUAUAUUGUCGCCAUUGUCGCUUGUCUUUGGCCCGCUUUGGUCGAAUCCAUUGUUCUCAUCAAUAGUGCUGGCAGUGUAAUUCCUGGAUAUUCUUUUUUGCCAUUAAAAAAGGAUAGACAGGUUUCUAUUGCUGCGUGGCUGGGUGCUCGACUCCUUCUAUCUUACUUAAGACUGAAAACCAAGGACAUACUGAAGAAUUGCUAUCCUACUAGAACAGAUAGAGCUGAUGAUUGGCUUGUCAAUGAGAUGCUAAGAGCUUCCAAGGAUCCUGGUGGCCUGGUGCUUCUAGAAAGUAUUUUCAGCUUUGAUCUUACGGUUCCACUUAAUUAUCUGUUGGAAAGAUUGGAGGGAAGGGUUCUUAUCAUCCAGGGAAUGAAAGAUCCUAUCUACAACUCCAAGUCUCUACUGGGGAAGCUUAAAGAGCAUUGUGCUUGGGUUAUGAUCAAGGAAUUGAAUGCUGGACAUUGCCCACAUGAUGAGCUACCAGAAGAAGUGAAUUCUACACUAUGUGAAUGGAUAGUGAGAAUGGAAAGUACAUAGGAGCCAUGGAAGUUCUUUUCCCACUUUUGGAGGCAUUUUUCUUAUAUAUAUAUAUAUAUAUAUAUAUAUAUAUAUAUAUAUAUAUAUAUAUACAAUGUUCUCUUAUUACAUGUAAUUUAUUUGUAGUUUUAGAUUAUGCAGUAGAAAAAUUCGAGAUUUGUUACCUCAAUGUUUUCUCAUUUUUUAUCAACCAAAUAACAAUCGAUUGUUAUUAACUCAACAA
This is a messenger RNA of Cucumis melo (muskmelon), 2323 nucleotides long. RefSeq lists its product as uncharacterized. Bases 58 to 2100 code for a protein of 680 amino acids. The transcript is spliced from 14 exons. NCBI's taxonomy places the organism in Eukaryota, Viridiplantae, Streptophyta, Magnoliopsida, Cucurbitales, Cucurbitaceae. The record is from RefSeq and is a predicted model, not a curated record.